This is a messenger RNA of Etheostoma spectabile (orangethroat darter), 627 nucleotides long. Its product is annotated as T-cell-specific guanine nucleotide triphosphate-binding protein 2-like. The record is from RefSeq and is a predicted model, not a curated record. The annotation marks the transcript as partial. Gene Ontology annotation, molecular function: GTP binding. The transcript has a single exon. Gene Ontology annotation, cellular component: membrane. Lineage: Eukaryota; Metazoa; Chordata; Actinopteri; Perciformes; Percidae.
UAUGAAAUAGCUCAAUGGUUUUCUGUUUCCACUUGUUCUUCAGGAAGUGCUCGGGAUAAUCCACAUGAAGAACGAAUAGAAGAAAUAAAAAAAGAACUGCAAACCAACGGAACCGCUUCAGCUGCUGCAAAGAUCCAGACUCGUUUGGCCGAGCAGGAUCGUGUUCAGCUAAAUAUUGCGAUCGCAGGAGAGUCUGGUUCUGGUAAAUCCACCUUCGUUAACGCCUUUAGAUGCAUACCCAACGGAGAUAAGCUAAGAGCAGAAACCACCAAAGCUCCGACAUCAUACCCCCAUCCAAAUUAUCCCAAUGUUACCCUUUGGGAUCUUCCUGGUAUCGGCACCACCAGGUUUCCAGCUGACGAGUACCUGAAGAAGGUUGGAUUUGAAAGGUAUGACGUCUUCUUCAUCCUCUCAGCUGAUCGCUUCAGAGAAAAUGAUGUGAAGCUCGCUGAGGAGAUCCAGAAGAUGGGGAAGAAGUUCUACUUUGUUCGCUCAAAGAUUGACUACAACAUACGUGAUGAAGAAAGAAACUCGCGGGUCAGAGUCCAACGAAUUAAAAGACCCUUAAAGAAAUAAAGAAGUGCUGCAUUCGAGGUAAGUCUGAGGUUAAAACCUAAAUUUCGCCGG